AUGGCUUCAUCCUUGAUGCGACUUAUCAACCGCUUGCUACCAUUUGCAACGCCGGGAACGCCUUUGGUACAGGAUCUGGUCCACCUCGGAGUCAUUUGCGUGCUGUUGUACUUUGCGCCACAAAUUCAGGAAUACAUUCAGCAGAGGAGAGAAAGCCAACUUGGAAAUGCUCAAGCGGUGCCAGCCGUUGUUCGAGAUACCCCAGAAACUCAUCAUGAAGAGCAACAUGUCGACAACCAGCAGCAUGACAAUGCCGAAGUCGGUGGCGAGGACGUCGAGCAAGACCCGCUCCCUGCGAACGACAGGCCCGGGAAUGCGGACUUCCAAGCAUUCCAGCGCGAUCAGAUCAACGACGCAAAUGGCGCCGGGCCUGCGAACGCUGAAGCUGACGGUAUGCCCACCCAGAGAAAUGUAGGGGCGAAGAAGGCCAAGUCCCUCGCACGCCGAGAUCAGCGCAGGGCGUAUCAUGAGUUUCAGAGAGCCCAAGGCGAAGCACAACGAGCGAAGGAUGCUGAAGGCGCUUCUGAGAGGGAGGCUGCUCAAGCUGCUGAGCGGGAGAGAAGGAGAGCUGUUGAGGCUGAGCUUGAGGCGAAGAAGGCUAAGGAGAGGGAGAAGAAGAGGGAGCAAGAGAGGAGGGAUAGAGAGGAGGAGCAGGCGAGGCGUGAGAGGACCGUCAAUGUCGUGAGGAGGGGUCUUGCGGAGAAUAGGAUGUGCAACAUCUUUGACGUCAUCAAAGAGGUCGGCGGUGCUGAAAUCGAUGAGCUCUGGGUGGAAAGAAUCUUGAACGCGAACGGGAUGCUUGGGAAGAAAGAGGACGGUAGUUUUACGAUGGUCACAGGGACAGGAUGGAUCGUCAAAGUGUCAAGCGAAGAGAUGCGCAAGACGUAUGAAAGAUCGGUUGAGGACGGGCUCGGAGAUGAGGACGGAAAGAUUGGAUUCGAGGAGCUUGGUACCGUGUUGGAGCAGGUUCUAAAGACUGGGCAGACCGUUGCGGCACAUUGA
This is a messenger RNA of Zasmidium cellare ATCC 36951, 1002 nucleotides long. RefSeq lists its product as uncharacterized. The record is from RefSeq and is a predicted model, not a curated record. The transcript has a single exon. Bases 1 to 1002 code for a protein of 333 amino acids. Lineage: Eukaryota; Fungi; Ascomycota; Dothideomycetes; Mycosphaerellales; Mycosphaerellaceae.